AUGAGUAAAUAUAAAUACAGACUUAAUAAAGAAAUCCAGGAUCUGAUAAAAGACAACGAUCUGGAAAGAAAUCAGUACUGUAUAGAACUCACGGGAGAAAACAAAUCACACUUCAUUGGCAAAAUUGUUGGUCCACUCGACACUCCCUUUGAAAAGGGUGUCUUUAAGAUUGAUAUUACUAUUCCCGACAAAUACCCAUUAGAGCCGCCGGUCUGUAAGUUCGUGACCAGAGUAUGGCAUCCGAACAUCUCGUCACAGACGGGAGUGAUAUGUGUAGAUCUGUUGAAGGAUCAGUGGUCCGCCUGUACCACUAUAGAGGCUGUGCUCCGGUCGUUGCAGUCAUUCCUCCCGAGUCCAAACCCCGCGACCCCUCAGGACGCCGUCGUCGCCGCCCAGUACACAGACAACCUUCAACUGUACGACCGGACGGCCAGGUAUUGGACUUAUCAUUACGCCAUAAAUGACGAGACGCGCAAAACUGUCGACAAAAACCAAUUUAAAGAGUUUAAUGAGAAGAUCGGCAAAUUGAUGAGCGCGAAGAGCAUGGAUCACAACACUGCCCUCACUCUCCUCUCCAAUAAUCAU
Molecule: messenger RNA, 585 nt
Organism: Medioppia subpectinata
Lineage: Eukaryota; Metazoa; Arthropoda; Arachnida; Sarcoptiformes; Oppiidae
Source: the annotation of a GenBank genome assembly